Struthio camelus australis is the source of this 1639-nucleotide messenger RNA. It is a transcript of the gene B3GALT9, whose product is annotated as beta-1,3-galactosyltransferase 9. NCBI's taxonomy places the organism in Eukaryota, Metazoa, Chordata, Aves, Struthioniformes, Struthionidae. Gene Ontology annotation, molecular function: hexosyltransferase activity. Gene Ontology annotation, cellular component: Golgi membrane. The record is from RefSeq and is a predicted model, not a curated record.
CACCAAACCUCCCUCGCAGGAGAGGCCGAGUGCGCUGUGCACAGGCCAGUUCCCCUGGACACGGAUCCAGGAAGAAGACGGCGCAGUUGUAAGAAAAGGCAGCAACAGACUGGCAGAUGUACUAGCUUCACAACAGCAGAACCGGCUUUGAGUUAUUGCUGGCAGCUGCUUCACACCAGUAUGUCUCAGAGACCCAGCGACUUCAACGCAAGUCCCAUCUAAGCAUCAGAAACAACGAAGGGAAAGGCUAGCUUUGCCUGCGUUGUUUUAUGCAGCUGCAACAUGAUCAUCCCCUUGGAUCAUCUUUCCUCUCUGCGGCCAGGCAAGGUGGAAGUCAGCAUGCCUGGCUAUUAGGAAGUAACUCAACCCUGCAGACCCAGAUACACACAUUGCCUCCUAAGCUUCGGACAGGGAAAUCCGCCUCUGACCAGAAGAUACCCCCAGCCGGCUGCACCCCGCGUUCCCUGCCACCAUGCAGCUGACGUUCUGCAGGCUCCGGACCCAUCAGUGGUGCUUCAUUUUAUUUAAUGUCUUGCUUUUCCAUGCACUGCUUUUUGGAGCAGAUUUACUGGAGGAAUACUUCCUACAGUCAUUACCUCUUUCUUACACUGAUGCAAAGGUUCUUGAAAUCAGGGAGAAGGCUAGGAAAUUAGACACCGAUCCUCUAAAGGCCAAUCUCUCCAAGUCUUAUACCAUCAGCAGCACAGGGGCAUGCUCAGAUCAAGAGGUGUUUUUGCUUGUUCUUGUCUGCAGUAGCCCAGAAAACAGGACAAGGCGCAAUGUGAUCAGGCAGACAUGGGGUAAUGUGACAGACACCAGAGGUUAUGCAGUCCUUACUUUGUUUGCUUUAGGAAAGCCAGCUUCAGUAAUCAUCCAGCUGGAGAUCAAUGAAGAGUCUCAAAAGCACAGAGACAUUAUUGAAGGAAGCUUCAUUGACUCUCCCGAGACUCAGACACAGAAGAUUGUGAUGAGCAUGAAAUGGGCAGUAACUUUCUGUUCCCAGGCAAGGUACAUCCUUAAAACCAACGAAGAAAUGUUUCUCAGUACUCCAAGUCUGGUUGGAUACUUGCUUAGCUUAACACAGCUAGAGGACAUUUAUAUCGGGAGAGUCAUUCAUCAAGCGGUGCCUGACAGAGACCCUGAAAGCCCUAGCUUUGUUCCCAUCAGUCAAUAUCCAGAGGAGUUUUACCCAGAUUACUGCAGUGGGACAGCUUUUGUCGUAUCCCAGGACGUAGCUCGGAAGGUGUAUGUAGCCGCCAAGGAAGUGCCAGUUUCAGUGCCCCCUGAUAUCUUUGUUGGAAUCUGUGCUAAAAAAGCUGGCAUCACGCCUAUUCAUAGCUCUCGGUUUUCUGGGGAAAAGCAUAUCAGAUACAAUCGAUGCUGCUAUAAAUUCAUUUUCACCUCUUCCAACAUGAAAGAGGAUGAGCUAUUUAAAGAUUGGAGGGAAAUAAGUGAUGGAAAAGAUUGCUCGUUACUGGAAACUUACUAUGGUCUCGUGUCCUGCAAAGUUUUGACCUAUUUUGAUAAGUUCAAACAGUUUAACAUGAAUGCAAUAAAAAAUGGGGCUCUUCAUUUGGCUGAUUAAGAUUUAACUUUUGCAAAGAAAGCCUACGUCUUCUUUCACUGAAUGUCAACAAGA